AUGGAUAUUCGACGUCUGCUACACAAUCCAGACGACGGUGGCUGGUAUAUCAUUGGCGAGACCAAGAGUGAGGUCGAGCUGAACGAGUUUCGUCGAUCACUUAAGCGCAACGCGAUCAUUAAUACACACCUUGUCAACUGCACAAUGAAGCACGAAAAUCUUGGCAUUGAUACGGAACACAAAAUGAAGGUCCAGUGGGCCAGAUGCACCUCUGCAUUAUGUCAUCCCAAAGGUAAUAAGCUAGACGAACAUGGUUUGCUACGUCUGUGCCCCGUGCAAGUGCGCAUGUCCACGUGUCAGCUGACAUUUGCUGGAAUUAUCUGUCAGGCGUAUCAGCAUUUGAGCGAUGAACACGAAUCGGCUGAGCCUUUGCAGACUCAUGUGACUGAAGGGAUGAAAACUCACAUUGUGCAGAUGCUAUACGAGGACUCUGAGGUUAAGCCUAUGGCUAUUUACAAAAAACUCGUUGCAUUGCACCAACACGGCGCGUUCUAUCCGGACCCGAUGCCUACAAAAAUUCAGCUGCGCAAUGCUCUCACGUAUUUAAGGAAUCGAAAGCUUAAAUCAUUGAGUAACACCAGCAACAGCGGACCGGUGAUCCGUGCUAGACGAAAGCGGAGAUUUGAUACAUUUUCGGACGGGAGCGAGUCUCCUCCUCUUGAAGAGCGCCGUGCACCCGAGUAUUGA
Messenger RNA from Plasmopara halstedii, 687 nucleotides. RefSeq lists its product as uncharacterized. The coding region runs from base 1 to 687 and encodes 228 amino acids. The transcript has a single exon. Lineage: Eukaryota; Oomycota; Peronosporomycetes; Peronosporales; Peronosporaceae. The record is from RefSeq and is a predicted model, not a curated record.